AAAGAAAGAGACCCUAACGCACCUAAGAAACCUGCCAACGCUUUCUUUCAUUUCUGUCAAGAAAAGCGCAAUUUACCGCAAGACGUUCAAAAAGAAGAAGCCGACUCCUCUGGCUAUCAUGAUUUAACCAAAUUUCUUAGUAAUAAAUGGAAUUCAUUGCCAAGUGCUGAUAAAAAGGUAUAUUAUGAAAUGUACGAAAGAGAUAAAAAACGAUAUGAAGAAGAAUUGAAGAUUUACAACAAUAAAAAGGCUGAUGGCGAAGCCGCGAAA
This is a messenger RNA of Trichoplax adhaerens, 270 nucleotides long. RefSeq lists its product as uncharacterized. The transcript has 2 exons. The annotation marks the transcript as partial. Lineage: Eukaryota; Metazoa; Placozoa; Uniplacotomia; Trichoplacea; Trichoplacidae. The record is from RefSeq and is a predicted model, not a curated record. Gene Ontology annotation, molecular function: transcription cis-regulatory region binding.